Anopheles maculipalpis is the source of this 3140-nucleotide messenger RNA. RefSeq names its product band 4.1-like protein 5. Gene Ontology annotation, cellular component: cytoskeleton. Lineage: Eukaryota; Metazoa; Arthropoda; Insecta; Diptera; Culicidae. The transcript has 9 exons. The coding region runs from base 8 to 3103 and encodes 1031 amino acids. The record is from RefSeq and is a predicted model, not a curated record.
CGACAACAUGUUGCGCUUCUUGAGCCGUCGCAAAGGGCGCAAUGCUGCCGCCGACACGGUCGACAGCCAGAUCAAGUCGCAGCGCAUCCCGACGAACAAGAAUUUGAUCCCGUGUCGCGUGAUACUGCUGGACAAUACGGAUCUUUCGGUGGAUCUUACGAAAAAGGCGAUGGCCAGCGAUCUGUACGAGCAGGUUUUCUAUUCUCUCGAUCUGAUCGAGAAAGAUUACUUCGGGCUACAGUUUACCGAUGCGAACAACGUGAAGCAUUGGUUGGAUCCUACCAAGGCGAUUAAAAAGCAAGUGAAAAUUGGCCCGCCGUACACAUUACGCUUGAAGGUUAAAUUCUACUCAUCGGAACCGAACACACUGCGCGAGGAGCUAACCCGGUACCAGUUUUUCCUACAGCUGAAACAGGAUCUACUUGACGGUAGAUUAGAAUGUCCCGAUCCUCAGGCAUCGGAACUGGCAGCUUUAGCCCUGCAGUCGGAACUGGGAGAUUUCGAUGAGACCGUACAUUCAGCGGCCACCGUAUCGGAGUUUCGUUUCGUGCCGAAUCAAACCGAAGAGCUGGAGAUCAUGAUACUGGAGGAGUACAAGAAAUGCCGGGGUCUAACGCCCGCCCAAGCGGAAACGAGUUUCCUCAACAAAGUCAAAUGGCUGGAUAUGUACGGUGUCGAUAUGCAUACCGUUUUGGGUAAAGACGGUUGCGAAUAUCAUCUUGGUCUGACGCCGACCGGAAUUCUCGUGUUCGAGGGAAUACAGAAGAUCGGCCUAUUCUUCUGGCCCAAAAUCGGCAAGCUAGACUUUAAGAAGAAAAAGCUCACGCUGGUUGUCGUGGAAGACGACGAUCAUGGACGUGAGCAGGAGCACACGUUCGUGUUUCGGCUACACAACGAGAAAGCCUGCAAGCAUCUGUGGAAGUGUGCCGUGGAGCAUCAUGCCUUCUUCCGGUUGCGGGCACCAGUGAAGGGCCCAUCAGCACGGCAGAACUUUUUUCGAAUGGGCUCCCGGUUUCGGUAUUCGGGCAAGACGGAGUUUCAAACCACACAGCAAAAUCGUGCCCGGCGGACGGUGCAGUUUGAGAGGCGACCGUCGCAACGCUUCGCCCGCCGUCAGUCGCACGUGCUCCGCGAACGCCAAAAGCAGCAAGCACCGCCAUCAUCAUCCGAUCUGCUGCACCAGCAGCAGUCUGCCGCUCAUUCUAUCAAUGUCGCCACCACCGCCAGCUGUUCUUCCGCCGACGAGGGCCAGCAUUCCACCUCCGGCACAUCGACUCCAUCCGCGAACACGGUGAUACACAACCAUAUGCCGGGUUCGGGCAGUAGUACCUCGGACAUUGGUGGAGCUGGUUUACUGUCGGUGGGGCUGAUGAAUGGCAAUCUACCCUCGCUGAGUUCAAACAAAUCCAUUUCGUCUAGUGAAGAUGUGGCUUAUGGUAGCAAGGUUGGAUCGUUCGGUAAGGCGGGUCUGUCGCAUUUACCCAGCAGCAGGUUUGAUGCAACGGAAGGUGCUAAACUUCCCGUCAUCGAGCAUGAAAUGAGCACCUUCGGACGGUUUGGUGGCGGUGGAACCACACAUCACGGUGGUGGUUCGUUUGGAAAGGCGUCGAUAAGCUCCGGAUUUAGCAUUCACACCACAGCGUCCUCCGAUCGUGAUAGUCAGAUCGAUACGCUGCUGAAAACGAUCGCCAAGGAUCCUUCGCCCUCGUUACACGGUGUGGAGCUAAACGAUGCUAGUAGCUUUAAGAUCACAAUCAACAAGACUUCUGAGCUAGAGACUAACAACGAUACGCUAAAGAAAUUGGCAACGUCACCACACGUGGAAAAGCCGAACAAUCAGAUCAAACUGUCGAACAGUGCGGCGGCUGCUGCAGGUGGUGGCGUUCCGUUACCUCCUGGGCAAAUCAAGUGCAAUAUUUUGAAGGCACGCGUUGAGGAAGAAUUGCAUCCGAAGCUUACUAAUCAUCAACUGUACGUGCCGAGCCAGCCACUUCACGAGGGUCCGGAGUCUUUGAAUGCAGCAACAUUUGUCUCGGUGGGUGGCGACAAGCUAACAUUAAAUCUAACCGGUACGACGACCAUACCUACGGGUGGUAGUAGCCAUACUACGAUUACGACCAUGAUUGCUUCUCCGAAAGCACCGAUCCGUACGGCCACAUCGCCAACGGGAGGCAGUAGCAGCUGUUUCCUACCGGGCCAACCGGUAACUACGGUAACCACGACUACCGGUGGUGGCGCAGGGAGCGUUAGCCAGAUGAGCACAGUUGAAUCGCCUACACUGCCAUUUACUAACGGCAUCGCUGCACUACCGGCACCAUCCCUUACGACUGACACCGUAACGGUUACACAUUUCUCCGAGCAGAAAGGUGGCAUUGUGGAGAAAAUCAGUGUUCCAACCAAUUCACCAACAUCGUCACCACUCGGCGGAUCGUUAGUUACGGUGGACGCGAACGGAACUGAAUCGGAAAUCGACAAAAUACUGCUUGCCCCUAUACGAAACAAUGCGAACAAUCCGUUCUUAAACAUGUCUAAUCCAUCGUCUCCGGUGCAACCGAAAUCGACCAACCCGUUCCACAACCUUUCGAACGUAUCCUCCUCACCUCCACCUGCCGGUGGGCAGGUAGAGGACGAGCAGAAUCUAUUGACCGAAACGUUAGCUGAAAUUGGUGGAGUAAAAAAUAGUCCAAUAGCCGCGGUAUGUCUGACCGAGUUUAAGAAUAGCAAUCCUUUCAAGAUGGAUGAAGCAGAGUUGCUUGUUAGUGAAAUGAAAACGAAAAAUAAUACACCCUAUGGAGCGUCCUCGAGUAAUGGCGAGACACGCCAAGGAUCAUCGACAACAAUGGCAGCAGUAUCGGCAACAAAAAUGGCAGCAGAGCGAGAUAUGAUUGAUAGCAAUGGGGUGGCAACGACUACUGCCACCACUGUCAUAUCGGGUGGAACUGCAAGCACUACAACUUUGAAGGAUCGAAUGAAGGAGAAUAUCAAACCCUCACCAAUGGACAACAUAUCGCCCUGGUUAGUAUCGUCCGAUGUGGUCAAUGGUCCGACCAAGCCCAAGGAGGCAACCAUUAUUCGCAAAUCGGUCAUUACAACGCAGUUGUAACGAAUAAUCCCUAGAAAGCGAUAGAGCGUAGUGUUAG